Messenger RNA from Corticium candelabrum, 1545 nucleotides. RefSeq lists its product as uncharacterized. Bases 1 to 948 code for a protein of 315 amino acids. Lineage: Eukaryota; Metazoa; Porifera; Homoscleromorpha; Homosclerophorida; Plakinidae. The transcript is spliced from 8 exons. The record is from RefSeq and is a predicted model, not a curated record. Gene Ontology annotation, biological process: transcription initiation-coupled chromatin remodeling; protein localization to chromatin. Gene Ontology annotation, cellular component: chromatin.
AUGGAUUUUACGGGUUCAAUUCCAGAGGAACAGUGUCUCGUUUCUUGUUGCUCGAAACUAAUGGUUGCAUGUGCUGCGGCCCGAGUAAGAGAAAGUGUUCUAGCGUUUGGUAGACGAUUUCGACAGGGUACCUCUUCUAGUGAUCAUGAGAUGUGGGAGUUACCAUAUCAUCUGAUGACAACAGCUCGUCAUCUAUUUGGAGCUCUACUUGGAGCUGGUCGACAAAGCCCGAAGUUGAACUCGGUUCUCUCAAAGGGAAAUGUUUCAGCGUUGGGAACAACUCUUGCGCAGAACGACAUUCUUUUGUUUGUGGAUUUAAUAUCGGACAAUGCAAGCGACGACCGCUCGCCAUUUGCCGAUAGCCUAAGUGAGGAUAUACAAUUGCCGUUAAUUCAAUCGAGCACGUUGGUGAAUUCUAGUGGUAGUGGAAGAAAAAAUAUUAAAGCGAGGACUAGAACAGAGCGGCCACGUUUAGCAAAGAAGUUGCAGAUUUUUUCUAAAACUCUUCCUGGCCAGCAAAGACGUCAAGAUUACGUCAAUAACAUUGAAGACAGUCUUGUUUCUCACCCUCUUGGUUUCUAUCCUCACUUACAAGAAGCAGUAUUAUCAGAUCUAUUUGAUGAGGUGAUGGACAUUUUAGAUCCAGAAGUGAUAGCAUCGGAAGCGAGUAGUGAAAUCGAUGAAAAAGAAGACAGUGUGGCUGAUGAACUGCUUAUUGAGUCGCCAGUACUACUAGUGCCCUCACUGCAUCAACUAACAACAUCAUCUGACAAGUACAAAACCAUGUUGUCAAACGGCCAAGCUACAGAUGGAGACCCCAAUCAACAGUUAAUCUUGACACAACUGAUGGAAGAAGAAGGUUUUACUGAAACGUUGCUCAUUAUAUAUCUUUACCAUCAACUAUUGUUCUCUUCGCGCUGUGGUAUCUCUCGAUCUCCUUCACAUUAGACAGACAGACAGACAGACACAGACAGACAGACAGAAUUUAGUUGCUUUGCUUAGAUGGUGUAUAAUAGCUCAAUGUUUGAAAAUAUAUGUAAUGACAGACAGACAGACAGACAGACAGACAGACAGACAGACAGACAGACAGAUGAGAUUCUCGUCAGCACUGCCACCAAUCAGUACCUUGCCCUGACUACGAAUCAGAAAUCUUUUGUAAUAAUAUUAUUAAGAGGUGGAGUUACAUUUACCAACUUGCCCACAAAGAUCCUCAAGUACUACCCCCUUGUACCUCCUAGUAUAGAAUCUGUGUGUGUAUUUUAGGACACCGCUGUUGGUUCUCUUCAUGGAGCUCAAGCAUCUAGAGAGUUUAUAUUCACAACAAGAAUAGACGAAUGCUAAGGGUACUGUACACAUUCUUUAUAAUCAUUCUUUGUUGUAUGACUGACCAGUGAUUAUAUGCUCAUAGAUGUUAUCAUCAAUUACUACAGAAGACAAAACAUCAGUAUGAAUUAUAGAAGUAGAGUUUAUACAUGCUUAACUAAUUAAUUUAUUAUUUAUUGACAAUCCUAAUGCAAAGAAUAUGUCAAUAUCUCAAAAUGUGUC